Messenger RNA from Danio aesculapii, 1824 nucleotides. RefSeq lists its product as uncharacterized. The record is from RefSeq and is a predicted model, not a curated record. NCBI's taxonomy places the organism in Eukaryota, Metazoa, Chordata, Actinopteri, Cypriniformes, Danionidae. The transcript is spliced from 7 exons. The coding region runs from base 1 to 1443 and encodes 480 amino acids.
AUGGCUAAAAGUCCUGCAAUGGGCAUGGAGUGUUUACUUGGUGACCCGACGCUGGAAGAGAAAUUCAGGCGAUUUAAAAAGCGUGAUUUGACAGAAACGUACCGAUUUCAGAAGGCAUGUGGAUUGUUGGGACAGCAAAAAUGCAGCAGUAGUGCCUUUAGGAAGCAUAUUAUGGAUAAAAGGAGCAUCUUUCCCGCAACUCAUCCACAACCAACAUGCCAUGACGCUCGACCUGCAGUACCUGCAUCAGGCCACAGGGGCGCUGCUGCUGCUCAGUUAUUUUACACCCGCUUCCCUGAAGACAAACCCGCCGAACACCCGGACUGGAUCAGCGACAGGAGAGCCUUCAGACGGGCGCUGGACGGGAUGGGAAAUCUACGCAAAUGGCUCAAAAAUAAACCGAUACUUUCCGACCUGGAGGUUCACAUCACGGAACGAGACAGAAGAGCUAAGCUGAUUUCAGCAUCUUUCCCCCCAGAAGCAAGCAUUUUUACACCACCACAAAAUGAUGCCAAUUCCGAUCACACACUUCAGCGUGACGUUGAACAAGUGAAGUGUUUUCUGCGCUUGCGUGAAGCCUGUAGUUUCUCUAAACUCUUGGAUUGGAAUGGAACUGGUAAAUUAAAGCAAGCAGAUCUGUUUACUCGGUUCAAGAAGGAAGGCUUCUUGAUCCCACCUGAGCGAAUGAAUGUGCUGAUGUCCGCUUUAAAUAGUAAGGAUGGAGACUCAGUGACUGUGGAGGACCUGGCGGCUGCUAUUCAUACCUGGAGCAGAAAGCAUCAGGAAAGAGAAGAACUGAAUUCAAACCCUGACAACGAGCAAGAGAUUUCAUUAGGACUUCAUCCUAAAACUCAUGGAGAAGAGAGAAAUGACCAGGAGGGCCUGCAGGAUGUGGAGGUGUUAGCAAUCAUGCGCAGAGGUCUGACCUCUUCCCGUUCUGCAGUGAGCAGCUUUAUGGGCAGAGAAGUGGAUCAUUUCAGAAGACUUUGCUUUAGUGAAUAUCUGAAAUCACUGGAGCAAUGCCAACGACAGGGGCUUAAUGUGAGCCAGACCACUCUACAGAGGGUCCUGCUGCACCCUAGUGACCUGAACCUCUAUAGCAGCUCUAAAUUGGAGGGGAAUGCUCACUUAGGCUGUAGUGAACGAGAACAAGGCCUGACCUUAAUCAGGAAACCCCAAACAUAUCAAGUUCAAGAAGGAGCACACAAGCGCCACAGAGACACGAAGAAGCAGUCAAUUGGAUGGGCAGAUCCAAAUGCCUUCUGGCCUGGAAAGGAAGAUCAUGUGCGUUUGUUUCUGCCUGUAAAGACAAGCUCUCCUGCAAUGGUUUUAUUUCAGCGUAUUGAACGCACUGUUGUGCCAAGUCCCGGACACUGGCCUGUGAACCAUUUAGGAUAUUCAACCUCUGGAGAUAUAGAAGCUCGCAAGAUCUACAACCUCUAGGACAUUUUUGAACCACUGUCUAUAUAAAAUGUAACAGUGACUAACUAUGUUUACAUGGACAUCAGUAAUCUAAUUAUUUGCCCUAAUCUGAAUAAGACAAUAAUAUGAUUAAUGUGUUUACAUGAGUUGCUUUUUGAAUGUUCCUUUCAUGAUCCUGUUUUACAUGUUAUAACACAUAAUUUGAUUAACGUCAUUGUGUCACCAUGCUGUCCACAUUAGGCAUGGGACGAUAACCGGAUUAAAGGUUUACCGCAAUUUGGAAAAGUCAAGGUUUUAAUACCACUAAAAUGUUCUGUUAUACUAUUCCCAAGGUAUAUGUAAGGUUUUUUUAAAUAUUUUUUUAUGUGUUGUAAAGAAAUCCAUGUUUUUGAAACGAAUGAA